GGCGGGCAUAUUCUUUGCUGUCGGGGGUCCCGGGGUGGCCGGAGACUCAGCUAAGCUGACAGCCUUUCCUUCUUGUGCGGCAGGAAAGAACGAGCGAGCAGUUCUGGAGGGAGCGAAUGUGGAGGAGGAGCGGCAGGCGAAGGGAGCGCAAAGCCGGCAGCUUUUGCCGUUCGCGAAGAAGCUAUAGGAGAGUGGGAGGAAAAGGAGGAGGAGACGGAGACGCGGCGAGCGCCGAAGGACACUGGGUGGGCGCCACAGAAACAUGAAUGAACCGCACAGUCCGAAGUCGGCCCAGCCGGCGGUCGGCUAUAGCCGCUGAGGCACCUUCGCCGAGGGCGAGGAACAACGGCGGAGACGGGGGAAAAGGGCGCAAGUUUCCCCAAGAAGGAGGCAGGGGAAUCAUGCGGGUUCCUGAGGGGUUAGUGUGGCUGCUGUACCUCCUCUCCCUUCUCGUCGCCAGGACGUGGGAAGCCCGCCUGCACCCCAAGCAAGAGACUUUGGUGAAACAUCUGCCAUCAUAUGAAAUAGUGACACCUACACGAGUGAAUGAAUUUGGAGAAGUUUUCCCUCCCACACACCACUUCAAAAGGAGGAAACGGAGUAUGGAGGCACUAGUGGAACCCAUCCCUUUCAGAACUCACUACCACCUUAGAGCCUAUGGACAGGUUUUCCAGCUGAAUUUGAGUGCUGACUCCAGCUUCAUUGCUCCACACUACACUGAGGUACAUGUGGGUGCCACAGAAAGGCAUCCUCCCUCAGAUUUGCAGCACUGCUUCUACCGUGGGCAUGUUAAUGCACAGGAAAUGCACACAGCAAUCAUCAGUCUCUGUGGUGGCCUGCUGGGCACAUUUAGAUCCAAUGAUGGCGAAUACUUUUUAGAACCUUUGAUGACAGCAACUGAAGAUGAACAAGAAGAUGACCAUAAUAAACCACAUCUCAUAUAUAGACAUGAAGAAUUUAAGAAAGAUUCUUAUCAGAAUUCCUAUAAACCCUGUGAAACGUCAGAAGAGCCAAAGAAAAGCACUUUACUAUUUCCGUAUGAGAGCAGCUUAAUGAAAGAUUUAGAUGUUCUUCAAGAGCACACAGUUUUAGAAUAUGCUUCUAAAAAUGUUUCUGUAGAGAGUUAUAGAAACAAUCCACAUUCCCGGAGAAAACGUUUCCUUUCUUAUCCAAGAUAUGUAGAGGUGAUGGUUACGGCUGAUUCCCGAAUGGUUCAGCACCAUGGACGGAAUUUGCAGCAUUAUGUAUUAACACUAAUGUCAAUAGUUGCUACAAUCUACAAAGACUCAAGUAUAGGAAAUCUAAUAAAUAUAAUGAUUGUAAAAUUAAUUGUAGUUCACAAUGAACAGGAAGGACCAGCUAUCAGUUUUAAUGCAGCUACCACUCUUCGCAAUUUCUGUUUAUGGCAGCAAACACAAAAUAUUCUGGAUGAUGCCCAUCCUUCUCACCAUGAUACUGCAGUUCUUAUCACCAGGGAAGAUAUCUGCAGAGCUAGAGAAAAAUGUGAUACCUUAGGUUUAGCUGAACUUGGUACAAUGUGUGACCCACUGCGCAGCUGUUCUAUCAGUGAGGAAAAUGGAUUAAGUGCUGCAUUUACAAUAGCACAUGAACUGGGACAUGUGUUUAAUGUUCCCCAUGAUGAUAGUUUUAAAUGUAAAGAAGUUGGAAUUAAACAUCAAUAUCAUGUAAUGGCCCCAACUUUAAACUACCAUUCAAACCCAUGGACCUGGUCAAAAUGCAGUCAGAAAUAUAUUACUGAGUUUCUUGACACUGGUUAUGGGGAAUGCCUUCUAGACAAACCAAAUGGAAGAAUCUAUGACUUUCAGUCCCAGUUGCCUGGUUCCCUGUAUGAUGUGAACAAGCAGUGUGAGCUUAUGUUUGGUCCUGGAUCACAAGUAUGCCCUUACAUGAAACAAUGCAAACGUUUGUGGUGUACAAGUGCAGAAGGUAUUCACAAGGGUUGCCGCACGCAGCACAUGCCAUUGGCUGAUGGAACAGAAUGUGGCAAUGGAAUGCAUUGCCAUCAUGGGAUUUGUGUAAGCAAAGAAAUGGAAAGGCUCCCUGUAGAUGGAGAAUGGGGAUCCUGGGGAUCUUACAGUUCAUGCACCAGAACGUGUGGAGGUGGUAUCAAAAGUUCAACCAGAUUCUGUAAUCGGCCUGAGCCAAAACAUGGUGGAAAAUACUGUGUGGGUCGGAGGAUGAAAUUUCGAUCAUGUAAUACUGAUUCAUGUCCCAAAGGCAGAAAAGAUUUUCGAGAGCAGCAGUGCUCUGAGUUUGAUGGUAAACAUUUCAACAUCAAUGGACUAACAUCUACUGUGCGCUGGCUUCCGAAAUACAGUGGCAUUUCUAUGAAGGACCGCUGUAAGCUUUUUUGCCGUGUUUCUGGCACAACAUCUUACUAUCAGCUGAAAGACAGAGUUGUUGAUGGUACUGCAUGUGGAACAGACACUCAUGACAUAUGUGUUCAAGGCUUAUGCAGGCAAGCUGGCUGUGAUCAUGUCUUAAACUCCAAAGCGAGAAUAGAUAAAUGUGGAAUCUGUGGUGGUGAUAAUUCGUCAUGUAGAACUGUUGCAGGUACUUUCAACAGCGUUCAUUACGGCUAUAACAUUGUAGUAAAAAUUCCCAUAGGAGCAACAAACCUUGACAUACAUCAGCACAGCUAUUCAGGGAAGCCAGAAGAUGACAAUUAUCUUGCAUUAUCCAAUACUCAAGGGAAUUUUUUCCUGAAUGGAAAUUUUGUUGUAAACCUGUCUAAAAAAGAAAUCAGUAUGUAUGGAGCUAAUUUUGAGUACAGUGGUUCAAACAACUCUGUGGAGCGAAUAAACAGUACUGGUCAGCUUGAAGAGGAGAUUCUUUUGCAGGUGUUGUGUGUGGGGAAUUUGUACGACCCCGACAUUCGUUAUUCAUUCAACAUUCCUGUAGAAGAAGGGAAUGAUCUGUUUACAUGGGACCCCUAUGGUCUUUGGCAAGACUGCAACAAAAUGUGUCAAGGUCUUCACAAGAGGAAGAUUACAUGCAUACGAAGGAGUGAUCACUUGGUAGUGUCUGACCAAAGAUGUGAGCAUUUAACACGUCCCACAGCUGUAACAGAACAGUGUAAUAUAGAAUGUGAAUUAAGGUGGCAUAACACUGGCAAAAGUGAGUGUUCAACUCGGUGUGGCCCAGGGUUUCGAUCUUUAGACAUCCACUGUAUGAAGUACUCUGUUUCAAAGGGACUGAGUGUUCCAGCAGAUGAUAAAUACUGUGCUGAUCAACAGAAACCACCAGUCCGAGAACCCUGUCAUGGAGACUGUCUUCUAACAAGCUGGCAUCACACAGGAUGGUCAGAGUGCUCUAGGAGUUGUGGACGAGGUACAAAAACCAGAGAAGCCUAUUGUAUGAACAACUUCGGCCGUCGGCUUGCAGAUAGAGAGUGCCAUGGACUUCCAAAGGUUAUUACUGAGAGCUGCAAUGAGUUCUUGUGCCCCAGGUGGAUCACUAGCGAUUGGAGUGAGUGUCCUGUGACUUGUGGGAAGGGUACGAGGCACCGACAAGUAUGGUGUCAACUGAAUGAUGAACAACUAGAAUACAUUUUCUGCAAUCCAAACUCUAUACCAGAUUCAGUGACAGCAUGUGAACUUAAUGAAUGUGCAGCUUGGCAAGUGGGACCCUGGGGAGCUUGUUCUGCUACAUGUGGACAUGGGUAUCAGAUGCGUGUGGUCAAAUGUGUUGCUGGCAUUUAUGGAACUAUUUUGGAUGAUAACAGAGAGUGCAGUGCUGCAACUCGUCCAAGAGACAGCCAAGAAUGUGAAAUGUCUUCUUGUCCAGAGACCAUCAUGCUGUGGCCAACAUUACUUCCUGUCAUCCGGAAUGACAAAGUGACUCAGUGGAGAUAUGGAUCAUGGACCCCUUGUUCCGCAUCCUGUGGAAGGGGGAACCGUGCUCGUUAUGUAAGCUGCCGGGAUGGUCAUGGCAGAAUGGCAGAAGAAUCAUUUUGCGCACAUUUGCCCAGACCUGAAGAACUUUCAAGCUGCUUUAGUCCAUGUGGUGUUUGGCAAGCUGGAAGUUGGUCACCUUGCACAGUUACAUGUGGUAAUGGAAUAGUAACAAGGCAAGUUGUCUGUGUCAACCACCAUCAACAAAUUGAUGAGAAUUACUGUGAUCCCGAAGGCCAUCCUACAAAAGAACAAGAAUGUAACAUGCCAUCCUGCCAGCCAAUUUAUCGCCAUAAUCCGGAUACACAUGAACAUCCAAGCCAUCAAGAUUAUCCUUCAAUACACAAGGUCCAUCACUCACAUGACAAUGUAAACCCAAGGGAUCACCACUCUCCUCAAGGAAACCAGUGGAGAACAGGACCAUGGGGAGCAUGCUCAAGUACUUGUGCUGGUGGAUUUCGCCACAGAGUUGUGGUGUGCCAAGAUGAGGAUGGAAGAAGUGCUAGCUUCUGUGAUGAAGCACUGAAACCACCUGACUCCAGCCAUUGUGAUUCUGGUCCCUGUCCAAGAUGGAACUAUGGGAACUGGGGAGAAUGUACUCAAACAUGUGGUGAUGGUAUAAAAACACGAUUGGUGAUCUGUCAGCUUCCAAAUGGCCAAGUGAUGAAUGAUCAAAACUGUGAAAUACUAGAAAAGCCACCUGAUACAGCACAGUGUGAGAUACAUGCAUGUCCUGGUGAAGUUUCAUGGCAUCGUGAACCAUGGAAAUCGUGCUCUGUGUCCUGUGGGAAGGGUUUAAAAGAACGUGAAGUAUAUUGUGUUAACAACUUCCAAAUUAAACUAGGGGAGAAUGCCUGCCAGCAUUUAAAGAAGCCUCGGGCCUACAAAGUUUGCAGAGCUGUCAGAUGCCCUGAAUGGAAGUCCAACAGGUGGAAUGAGUGUUCUGUGACCUGUGGAGAAGGAAUUCAGCAACGGGAUGUUUACUGUAGGCUGAGGGGCAGUGGCAGAGUUGAUGAAGCAAUGUGUAAUUAUCUUACCCAACCAUCUAGCAAGAGGCCAUGUUGGCUGCCUGCAUGUGCACUGUAUCAGUGGAUAACCGAUGAAUGGCAAGAUUGUUCCUCAUCUUGUCAGAAAAAGGAAACACACCGGAAAGUGAAGUGCAUGGAUGAAAACGGGAUCCAAGUGAAUGAAAGGCUCUGCAACCCUGCUAUGAAACCUCCAUCCAGCAAGAAAUGCAAAGUGGCUUCCUGUAAAUAUAUUGUAAUUACAGUUGAUCCAUCCCAGUGUCCAGCUGGUUGUUAUCCUGAGUACCAUCAGAAGAUCACCUACUGUGCUGAAGUCCACAAUGCCUGGAACAGCCACGCCUAUGGCCUUCGAUCAGUAGCUUAUCGAGAUUGCCCACUGGUCCAAUCACCAUUGAUUAAUAAAUGUGAUGUGAGGGCAUGUCCACAUGCUGCAUCAUGGAAAGUGGGAAAAUGGAGCCGGUGCUCAGUGCCUUGUGGAAUGGGGACAACAGGAAGAAGAGUAGAAUGCAUGACUGAAAAUGGUUCAUCCAGUGACUUAUGUCUGUCACAUUUAAAACCUGCAAAUAGAAGGUUUUGUCAUGCAAAAGACUGUGAUAUGAUAACCGGCUGCAAAGAAAUCCAGAUCAGAAAAAAGAUUAGAAAGGAUGGUGAAUAUUUGCUAGAUGUUAAGGGAAGAAAGAUAAAGAUUUUUUGUUCAGACAUGUGGCUAGAGAAUCCCAAGGAAUAUUUAACGUUGGCUAAAGGGGAAGCAGAUAACUUUUCAGAAGUGUAUGGAUAUCGGCUGCAAAAUCCAUAUGAGUGUCCUUUUAAUGGAAGUAGACGGCAAGAUUGCAAAAUGUGCAGAGAUGACUACCCUGCAGCUGGCUACACAAUUUUUAGGAAAAUAAGGAUUGAUCUCAAUUCUUUGGAGAUUAAAACUACCGACUUCCGUUUCGCUCACACCAUACUUGGGAAGCCUGUUCCUUUUGCCACAGCUGGAGAUUGUUAUAGUGCUGCUAGAUGCCCACAGGGGCAGUUUGGCAUCAAUUUGGCAGGCACUGGACUGAGGCUAUCCACCACAGCAAAAUGGAUUGCUCAGGGAAAUUAUGUUACAGUUCAGAUACAUAAAUCUCAAGAAGAUACUAAAAUAUAUGGGAGAUGUGGAGGAUUUUGUGGGAAAUGUAUUCCUAAUGGAAACACUGGUCUCCAACUUCAAAUUCAUUAAGAAAAGCAAAAAGUCAAAGAAGAAAAAUAUCUUUAAGAAUCAUAUUGAAGGUGCUGUUAUUUUCUCAAUUCCUUUGACUCUGUAAUGUCGUUUACUCAGAAUUCCCUCUCCUCCUUCAGCAUUAAUAGGGAAUUUAUGCCUUUGUUGAUAGGGAAUCAUCUGCAUAAACUGCAGUUAUAAACUCUCUGGUGUCUACAUUGGCUUGGAUCCUAAGAACCACGAGUAGAAGGAAGGGGACUCUCCAUUCCUCACCUCCCUUUUGCACUCCCUGCAAGCCUGAAAAAAGACCCCUCUGAGGAUUGGGGUUUACUCCCAAACAGUGUGGGAUGGGGUGUGGGGAACUGCAGAGGAAGUUGCCUAAAAUGGGAUGGAGGUUACAUGUAUGAGCAGAUCUCCACUUGCCACUGAAUCCCUCAACACUCCUUCCGACACUGUUCAGGAGUGUCCCUCAGUUAGAGAGGGAGAAACUCAGUUCAGUUUGCAUUUGGAUGCAAACCCUACCUAAUUCACACUUCCCAAAACUAUAUAUGAAACCGAAAUUCAGCUCAAUUUGCACUUUUCUCAGUUUUGUGAUGCUGUUCUCCAACCCAAACAUGUACAGUAUAUAUUAGGGGAAAGCGUGCCUCAAAUGUAUAUUAGUGAAAAUAACAUACAAAAAUAUUAGGGAAUAUCAGAGAAAAUUGCUUGCAAAAAUGUGUAUAUUAGGCAAAAUUGCAUACAAAAAUGUGCAUAUCAGGAGAUGUGCACCAUAAAGCUGACAAAUUUUCAUGACAAUAUUGAUUUGGAAAUGUGGCAAACUGAAUUUAAGAUUGGACUAAUGAGAAACUGAGAAAAAUGGGAAAUAACUGAUUCAUCCAGAAAGAUUUUUCAUGACAUAGAGAAGGUUGAAUGGAGAGACGACAGUUAAAAAAGGGAAAAAAGGUCACUUUCUAUAAGCUUCCUUCCGUUUGCGGUUCUUAAGAUCCAAACCAAAAAUUCAAUGGAGCAAAUUCAGUCAAUUUCACCAAGUAUUGUUUCUGGCCAGCUUGACUAUAUAGCAGGUCCAGAUAGCUACAGAAGGCAUCAUUAUUAAAACAGUGCUAGUUAUGCUGAAAGCAAUACCGAAGCCUUGGCUUUUGCACUGCUUCUAGUGUGUUCAGCCCCCUAAGCAUAGUUCUGUGAGAUUGCGACAGGUUCUGGAACACAUUCUCAAGACCAUUUCACACACUAAAAAGCAAAAUGUACACCUAGAUGUUUUAUGUGUACACAUAAAAACUGUAAAGAGUGAACAUGCGGACAUAUUUUCAAAUGCAUGUAGAAUAUAAAUACAGUUCCCAGAAAUCCAGGAUUGCCUGCAGUUUCCUAGCACACUGCACAUGGGAUCAUGAUGGAAAGCUCCAUCUCCAGCCUGUGCAUGCUUGUUCAGCAUUUAGUAUUCUGUUCUGCGAGGGCCUGCAGAGAAAGUGGUAAGAAAUACCCAAGGCAAGGCAGGACCAUGGGCAGCUCCUGGUGGGCACUGCUAGCUAAGUGCCUCAGCAAAUGCUUAGAGUUAUCUUGACCUCUGAGCAGCCCUGCCCCCCUGGGAGAGCUGUGUUGCAAUAUUUAAAGGACCUGUUGCCUAUACUGCAGUCACAUUCUCCUGCUUGGUGGUGAUGGUGGGAAGAUAGUCUGCAGGAGAAUCAUCCUCAGGCCCUGAUGAUGGAAGAUCCAAUCCUCAGGCCAACACAGUGUAGAAGGUAUAUUGAGGGCUCCUGCUUGGGGGGGGGCUGGUGCAUCAUGCAAAUCAGAGUCCCCCUCAGGCCAACACUGAGACCCUGAGGCAGGGGACAUGACAGACUAUGCAGAACCUGCAACUCUUUGCAUACUGUAAAUUAACCUCUCUGAACAGAAGGCUGGCAAAUAUGUAGAAAAGAAAAUCCAGAGUCCCAGAUGGCAUGCACAGUCCUUAUGUGCACAGUUUGUAUGAACAUAGGGACCAUUCAGCUAAUCAAGUGAUUGCAUAGAGGUCGGGGUGGAGCUUACCCCUGUAGUCCUGUUUCCUCACUACCCAUGUUCACUGUAUGUGUGAUCAUUAUGUGAAGAUGCUCCUGCUGAUUGUGGUCAUUUGUAUACCAGCAUCCUUGCUUCCCCCCCCCCACUGAAAGGGGGAAAAAGCUUGUGCUAGCUCUUUGUAGAAUUGUUUAUGAAAUGAAUAAUCAUAGAUCCUUAUAUUGUACAAAACAAGAGUUCACACUUCCUGACCUAUCUUGAUCAUGUAUAUUAGAAAGUUUAAAAAAAGGAAAGAGGAUGUUGAAAUAUGCAAUGUGCAGCCAAUCCUAAACCAGUUUACUCAGAUUUAAAUCCCUCUAAAUUCAAUGGGGUUUACUCUCUAGUAAGUUUGUUUAUGAUUGCAACCUUUGGCUGCUACUGCUGACUUUAUGAAACCAUCCAGUAAUUAUGUUUGUCCCCAAAUCUAUCACAGACUGGUGCAUAAGCAAUAUACUUUCUGCUGAUACAGUUCCUGUAGAUUUUUGUUUUUUAAAAAUGGUGCUCCUGUCACUUUUUAACAUCAUGUUUGUUGGUGCUUCAGUACAGCUUCAGUAAACUCCUUGGAACAUGCUUGACAAAGUUAACUUCUGAUAUGGCUACAAGCCAAAUAAUAACAUAACAAAAUCAACACCUAAUGUUAGCGAUCCUACCUCUUUUCCAAAUGUAUACUAUGAAAGCACUGAAUUUUGUAUAUUAUAAGAUUUUAUAUUCAAUUGUACAGUGGCUUCAAGGAGAUCUAGUUUAGGUCUCUAGUACUCCUCUUGACCUGGUUCAAGUGUAAUAGCAAACAGUGGUGUCCUGUUACAAAACUGAGCUGAAAACUCUCUUCCCGCCCCUCCUUUUCAAGCACAAGGACAAGAGAUGGAAAGCUUCUCCUUUUGCUUUAGAACUAAUUGCGAUUACUUACAAUCUUGAGGAACUGAUCUAACUAAGUUUGCAAACAAUGAUAUUAAAUCAGUUUGAACCUGAUUUGUUUUAACUAACCAGUUCAGUUAAACCACGGUUUCCCCGAGUUCAGAUGUAAUUGGCACUGUGAUUAAUUCUAAAGGGAAAGUGGAAGCUUUUGAUUUACUUUUGAUACAUUGCAAGGGGGACAGGGGUUGAGGUGGUGCAUGAGUCCAAGGCUCAUUAACAUUUAUUCCUGCAAUUCGAAUGUUUGCUCAUGUAGUUUCACAUUACAUCAGAAUCUUAUUUAUUUUAUUAGAGACUGCUGUUCUGUGUGCAUUCCUUUCUGUAUACAACAUUGGUGCCUCCAUAGAAAUGAAUGGGAAUUCCAAUGUGGACAGAAGUUGCAUUUCCACACAGAAAGUCAUUGUAAUAUUCCAUUUUGUUUCUAGAUAGGAGGUGAUUAUUAUUAUUUUUUGUCUUUAAGAAGAGUUCCGGUUGUUGGAUUUAUGAUUUAGGAUCGCCAGAAACACAAACAUUAAUAUUAUAUGGAAUUUGAAAACUAUUUCAGAAUAAGAAUAAAUGCUCAGGUAUUCAGAAUGUAAAACUUAUGUUAGGUAGUACAGUUAUAUUUUUUCUUUGUGAUGCCUACUGUUGAAGCCAAAUAUCAGCUAAGGGUACAAUCAUCAUUUCAUUCAAGUCAGUGACAAAACUCUCAUUCAUAUUAAUGGAUCUGCAUUGCAACCUAAAUGAUUAAACCAAAUGCCAUUAACUGCCAGUAAAGUAUUGGUAGAUAAAAAUGGCAGCUAUGUUAAUGUCACCAACAAAGAUAUUUAAAUUAAAGGCUAAGUCAUACCAUGUGAUUUUGAGCAGUUAACUGCCUUUUAGCUAACACAUAAAGAUAACUAUUUUGUGACCUCUGUACCAGAAAAGUAUUUUUUGCACUAUGUGCCUUAUU
Molecule: messenger RNA, 9993 nt
Organism: Rhineura floridana
Lineage: Eukaryota; Metazoa; Chordata; Lepidosauria; Squamata; Rhineuridae
Gene: ADAMTS20
Product: ADAM metallopeptidase with thrombospondin type 1 motif 20
Exons: 39
Coding region: 267-6143 (1958 amino acids)
Biological process (GO): extracellular matrix organization; proteolysis
Cellular component (GO): extracellular matrix
Molecular function (GO): metalloendopeptidase activity; zinc ion binding
Source: RefSeq, a predicted model, not a curated record